Messenger RNA from Aspergillus aculeatus ATCC 16872, 1233 nucleotides. RefSeq lists its product as uncharacterized. NCBI's taxonomy places the organism in Eukaryota, Fungi, Ascomycota, Eurotiomycetes, Eurotiales, Aspergillaceae. The record is from RefSeq and is a predicted model, not a curated record. The transcript is spliced from 6 exons. Gene Ontology annotation, biological process: amino acid transmembrane transport. Gene Ontology annotation, molecular function: amino acid transmembrane transporter activity. Gene Ontology annotation, cellular component: vacuolar membrane. Bases 1 to 1227 code for a protein of 408 amino acids.
AUGGCUGUGAGUAGUGAGUUUGGGACUCUCGCGGAGACUACCGUACCCAAUGCAUAUGACAUGCCCCCCGACGAGGAAAAGAAGCAACCUCUCGAUGAUGCUCCAGAGGAGGACCCUUUCGGAAAUGAAGAGUGUGCAGAAGUAAAAUAUCGCACACUGGGGUGGUGCUCGAUUAUUCUGAUGAUCGGUGUCUCAUUUAUUGCAUGGUACACGGCGUACCUCAUCUAUCAGUUCAAAAUGCGAUACCUCCACAUUCAUAGCAUGGCAGAUGCCGGCGAGGUCAUCCUAGGCCGAUUCGGACGCGAGCUGCUGGGAGGCGGCCAGCUACUCUUCUUGGUGUUUGUGAUGGCCAGCCAUAUCCUGACUUUCACUGUUGCCAUGAAUACGAUCACCGACCAUGGUACCUGUACCAUUGUUUUCGGUAUCGUUGCGCUGGUCAUCAGCUGCAUUGGAAGUCUACCGCGGACUAUGGGAAACGUGUAUUGGAUUUCCUUCGCAUUGGGCCAUGCGUCCUUCUUCGGGUUCGUUUCCGAGAUGGAGCAACCCCGGGAAUUCCCCAAAUCCAUCGCCGUCCUCCAGAUCAUCGACACCUCGCUCUACAUCGUCAGUGCCGUCGUGAUCUACCGCUACGUAGGCGUCGACGUCGCCUCCCCAGCCCUGGGUUCUGCAGGACCCGUCAUGAAGAAAGUGGCCUACGGCCUGGCCCUCCCAACCGUCAGUCCUCCUCACUAUCGCACGAAUCUCCACUCCCACAAACAAAGCUUCAAACCGCUAACAUCUAGCCCCCUCUUCUUGCAGAUCCUAAUCGCCGGAAUCGUCAACGGCCAUGUCGCCGCGAAAUACGUGUAUGUCCGUCUCUUCCGGGGCACGAACCACAUGCACGAGACGACGCUGCUGUCCAAGGGAUCCUGGGUGGCCAUCGCCCUCAUCCUCUGGGUGGUCUCAUGGGUCAUUGCCGAGUCGAUCCCGAUCUUCAACGACCUGUUGAGUUUCAUCACCGCCCUCCUCGGCUGCUGGUUCGCCUUCGGAUUCCCAGCGAUCUUCUACUUCGUCCUCAACAAAGGGCAAUGGUUCUCCUCGCCCUGGAAAACCCUCCUCAGCGUGAUCAACCUCUGCAUUUUGGGGAUCGCUUUCGCGACGUGCGGCCUAGGCCUCUACGUCUCCGGCGACGCGAUCAGCAGAGACAGCAAUAACUCCGUAUGGACUUGUGCCAGUAACGGGGUUUGAAGCUUG